Molecule: messenger RNA, 1543 nt
Organism: Caenorhabditis sp. 36 PRJEB53466
Lineage: Eukaryota; Metazoa; Nematoda; Chromadorea; Rhabditida; Rhabditidae
Source: the annotation of a GenBank genome assembly
AUGGGCAACAACGCCAGCUCUUUGUCCGAAUUGAACCUCUUCUCGAAGGGCGGAGUCUUCACCCGAGAGCAGUUGGACGAAUAUCAGGUUGGUGUCCGCUCCGAGAGAAAGAGACGCUUGCAAAGUGUUCCAUCUCAAAUCUUUUCAAAUUUUCGAAAUAUUUCAAAAAUGUUUGCGAGAUAAAAAUCUCGUUGAAAGCUCGGCUCGCUCCCCAAAAGUGUUGAGGCGUCGGGGGUCGAAACGCGAAAAAGGAAUGGCAGAAAAGGGGGUCAUAAAUCAAGAAGAGUUUGACAACGGCGCCACAUUUCCACACGAUUCUGCAGGACUGCACAUUCUUCACGCGAAAGGACAUCAUCCGACUGUACAAACGGUUUUACGCGCUCAAUCCUCACAAGGUGCCCACGAAUAUGCAGGGCAACCGGCCCGCCAUCACCACUCUGACGUUCGAGGAAGUCGAGAAGAUGCCCGAGUUGAAAGUGAGUGGGAUUCUAAAGCUUUUCUAAGCUUGAAAGGCUCAAAGGGAUUACAGUAAUCUCGGACUCUUCCUCUUCAGAUUGAAAGAUCCGGGGCUGACGGAGUCUCAGGGCUGACGUAGGGCCAGAUUAUCUGGUCUAAUGCAUACGAUUAGGAUAGGCAGACAUCAUUAUGAACUCACUCAAAUUUCAGCUUUUUACGAAGAAAUUUUAGAAAUUUAUGGAAAUUCUCACACGGAAUCCGCAUACCGCAAAAUCUUUAUGCGGAAUAAAACAUUUUGUCAAAUAAUGACAUAUUUUGUCAUGUUUUCCUGAUUAUCAGGUGAAUUUCUAUUAGAAAAACCUGCCGAAUUGAUUUUUAAAAUUACAAAUUGAUUCCGCAUUCCGCAUUCCGCAAGCGAACGUUCCCACUUGCGCGGACGGCAAUGAUUUCAAGUAUUCUGCUAUUCCGACUCCAGAUUUCCAAACAUCGGGAACACAUUCAUUUCGCAGUGCAUCAAAAGUCACGGCUCGUUAUCUUCUUCCGCCCCGUUUUCGUAUUUCGGAGUCCCCGGGGAAGAGAGUGCGCUCCGUUGCACUUCAUCAUUUGCGCCUACUUCAUCCAUUCUCAUCAGAGCUUUGAAAUCAGAUACGCUCCCCCUCGCAAUGAUUCAUUUGCAGGAGAAUCCGUUCAAACGGCGAAUCUGUGAAGUUUUCUCGGAAGACGGUCGCGGAAAUCUCUCGUUCGACGACUUUCUCGACAUGUUUUCCGUGUUCUCCGAGAUGGCUCCGCUCCAGUUAAAACUGAAAUACGCUUUCAGAAUCUACGGUAAAUUCCGCCCUUUCGGCUUCCAAUUCCCCGUUCAACUUCAGAUUACGACGGCGACGAACUGCUCGGACACGACGAUCUCAGCAAAAUGAUCCGAAGUCUGACGAGGGACGAACUGAGCGACGUCGAAGUGGAAUUCAUAAUCGAAAGGAUCAUAGAGGAGGCGGAUCUCGACGGAGACUCCAAUAUCAACUUUGCCGAGUUCGAGCACGUCGUCUCCCGAUCACCCGACUUCAUUCGCACUUUCCAUAUCAGAAUAUGA